UUCCGUCUCAUGUUGGGGCAACAGUACAACUCGUGUCCGCGGGCUGGCACGCAGCACCUUUUAUAACCCCUCACGCCGGCGCAUCGCGCUCGCCGCCGACCACCACAGCACCUGGCCUCAUCGAUCGACGCCACCCCGUCUCGCGUAUCCUCCUCCGCUCGCUGCCAAUCGGCGGAUCCGAGCAGAUUCUUCGUCAAUAAUUAGAGCUACGACCAUGGGUGGCGAGGCGGCAUCCACUUCCUCUUCUAAUCCCCACUCACAACCUCAAGAAUCUGGAGCUACUCAACAUAGAGUGGAGAGUGUCAAACGACACCUAUCCAGAUUGGUUGCGAAGUCUCUCUGUGCAGUGGCAGCUGAUCUGGAUGUGGAGCCAAUGAUCGAAGUCUCAAAAUCAGGAUUUGGUGACUAUCAGUGCAACAAUGCGAUGAGCUUAUUUUCACGUAUAAGAGAAUCAGCAACAAACUUCGGGAACCCCAAUGCAGUUGGACAGGCAAUGGCAGACAACUUUCCUCCUUCCAGAAUUGUUGAAUCCAUCUCUGUUGUUGGACCUGGCUAUGUUAACAUAGCCCUAUCCAGUGAUUGGAUCGCACAGAGGAUACAAGACAUGCUUAUCCAUGGUAUCGAAUCAUGGGCACCAAUCUUACCAGUUAAGAGGGUGGUGCUUGAUUUUUCAUCUCCUAAUAUUGCAAAGGAGAUGCAUGUUGGGCAUAUAAGAUCAACCAUAAUUGGAGAUACACUAGCUCGCAUAUUUGAGUUUGCAAAUAUUGAAGUUCUUCGACGUAACCAUGUGGGAGACUGGGGUACACAGUUUGGAAUGCUGAUAGAAUUUCUGUUUGAGAAAUUCGCAAAUGGGGAGGAAGCUGGCAACCAGGCCAUUGAGAAUCUUCAGGGUUUCUACAGAAAUGCCAAGAAAAAAUUUGACGAGAAUCCUGAUUUUAAAGGCAGGGCUCAGCAAGCAGUAGUUCGCCUGCAGAGAGGGGAAGAUAGAUACCUAGCUGCCUGGAAAAGUAUUUGUCAAAUUAGCCGGAAUGAAUUUGACUUGGUGUACAAACGCCUUAAUGUGGAACUUGAAGAAAAGGGCGAGAGCUAUUACAAUCCUUACAUUCCUCGUGUUUUGGAGGAAUUGACUAGCAAAGGCUUGAUUACAGAAAGUGAAGGCGCUCGAGUUAUUUUUAUCGAAGGCCAAAAGGCUCCUCUGAUAGUGGUCAAGAGAGAUGGGGGCUUCAACUAUGCUUCUACAGACUUGGCUGCUCUCUGGUACCGGCUUAAUGUGGAGAUGGCAGAAUGGAUAAUAUAUGUAACUGACGUAGGUCAGCAGCAACAUUUCCAUUCGUUUUUCAGUGCUGCUAGGCUGGCUGGCUGGCUCCCAGAUAAAAAAGAAGAGAAGUACCCAAAGGUGAGUCAUGUUGGGUUCGGCUUUGUUCUUGGUGCAGAGGGCUCACGCUUCCGGACACGUUCCUCUGAUGGAGUUGUUCGACUGGUAGAUCUACUUGAUGAGGCUAAAUCUCAGAGCCUAGCACAGCUUAUCAAACGUCUGACUGAAAAUGGUCAAAUUGCUGACUGGACGGAUGAAGAGCUGGAUAAAACUUCAGAGGCUGUAGGAUAUGGUGCUGUUAAGUAUGCAGAUCUUAAAAACAAUCGGCUGACAAACUACAAAUUUAGUUAUGAACAAAUGCUAAGUGACAAGGGAAAUACCGCUGUGUACCUUCAGUAUGCACAUGCCCGUAUCUGUUCCAUAAUCCAGAAAUCCAACAAGGAUGUCAAAGAGUUGAAACUGACUGAAUCCAUUACUCUCGGCCAUCCUGACGAGCGUUCCUUAGGGUUGCAUCUCAUUCAAUUUGCAGAGGUUGUCGAGCAGGCCUGCGACGACCUGUCGCCCCAUCGCCUGUGUGACUACCUGUACACCCUAUCUGAAAGAUUCAUUUUUCUAUCCGGUCGCGUCAUGCUUAACUGCCUUUCCCAUUGUACCAUGAUUCUGGCAGGUUGUCGGGUCACCGGAGGAAACGAGCCGCCUGUUGCUGUGCCAAGCGUCGGCGGUCGUCAUGCGGCAAUGCUUCCACCUGCUGGGCAUAACACCAGUGCACAAGCUAUAGAAGUCGAUGGAUGCUCUAGUUAGUAAAUUAUCAUUGAACUCGUCUAACAUGAUAGGUUUAGUGGACGCGAUCUUGUAAAUAUUACUCCCUUCCUCCCACAGUAUAACUUGAAAAAGGAUCUUAUAUUGUGGGACGGAGGGAGUAGUUGCAAAUAUCAGUAUGUCGUCGAUGCCACAUAGUAGCUCGCAAGUAUGUUUGUCUUUCCUACAUCAGCAUCAGCAUAAUAGCAAGGCUGUGGGAUUUUAUUGUUUGAAACUUUGGUGUGUUCUGGAUAUAUGUUAGUUAUAAGGGCAAUACAAACGUUCACGAGUUUUCUGGGC
This is a messenger RNA of Triticum aestivum (bread wheat), 2413 nucleotides long. RefSeq names its product arginine--tRNA ligase, cytoplasmic. The coding region runs from base 215 to 2116 and encodes 633 amino acids. The transcript is spliced from 17 exons. Gene Ontology annotation, biological process: arginyl-tRNA aminoacylation. Lineage: Eukaryota; Viridiplantae; Streptophyta; Magnoliopsida; Poales; Poaceae. Gene Ontology annotation, cellular component: cytoplasm. The record is from RefSeq and is a predicted model, not a curated record. Gene Ontology annotation, molecular function: arginine-tRNA ligase activity; ATP binding.